UGCUCCGCCGCGCGGUGCUGACGCGCCCGGGCUGCUGCCGCCGGUCGGUUCCCUCGGCAACGCCUCCGGCCGUUCCCUGAGCAACGCUGGGCGGUGCCGGUAGCCGCGGUUAUGGACCAGGGGGCCGGCGCCGGGCAGCAGCGGGCUCGCGGCCGCCUCGGCGCGCCGUCCUCAGGGACGCGGGCCCCGGGGACGCCCUGGGCACGCUUCUCGGCCUGGCUGGAGUGCGUGUGCGUGGUCACCUUCGACCUGGAGCUGGGCCAGGCACUGGAGCUGGUGUACCCCAGCGACUUCCAGCUCACAGACAAGGAGAAAAGCAGCAUCUGCUACCUGUCCUUUCCCGACUCCCACUCAGGCUGCCUCGGGGACACGCAGUUCAGCUUUCGCAUCCGUCAGUGUGGAGGGCAGAGGCGCCCCGGGCACGUGGGUGAGAAGUGCGGCGACAGUUGGGCUCCCGCGUCUCUGCAGAGGGAGCCCGCACACUUCUUUGGCUACGUGUACUUCAGGCAAGUGAAGGACAGUUCCAUGAAGCGGGGCUACUUCCAGAAGUCGCUGGUGCUGCUGUCCCGCCUGCCCUUCGUCCGGCUGUUCCAGGCACUGCUGGGCCUGGUGGCCCCCGAGUUCUUCGACAAGCUGGCGCCCUGCCUGGAAGCAGUCUGCAACGAGAUCGACCAGUGGCCGGCGCCUGCGCCGGGGCAGACCCUGAACCUGCCCAUCAUGGGAGUCGUCCUCCAGGUGCACAUCCCACUGAGAGCAGACACGCCUGAGCCCGGGCCUCCGAAACAGAGCAGCCACGAGACCCUGCUGCCAGCCCCGGUGGUCCUCCCCAGCGUCCACGAGCUUGACCUGUUCAGGUGCUUCCGGCCCGUGCUGGCCCACGUGCAGCUGCUGUGGGAGCUGAUGCUCCUCGGGGAGCCCCUGCUGGUCCUGGCGCCCUCGCCCGCUGUGUCCUCAGAGAUGGUCCUGGCAUUGACCAGCUGCCUGCAGCCCCUCAAGUUCUGCUGUGAUUACCGCCCCUACUUCACCAUCCAUGACAGCGAGUUCAAGGAGUUCACCACGCGCACGCAAGCCCCACCAAACGUGGUCCUGGGAGUCACAAACCCUUUCUUUAUCAAAACACUCCAGCAUUGGCCCCACAUUCUCCGAGUCGGGGAGCCCAAGAUGUCAGGGGACCUUCCCAAGCAGGUCAAACUGAAAAAGCCCUCGAAGCUGAAGACCCUGGACACCAAGCCAGGCCUCUACACCGCGUACACGGCCCACCUCCACCGAGACAAGGCCCUGCUCAGACGGCUGCUGAAGGGCCUGCAGAAGAAGCGGCCGUCUGACGUGCAGACGGCGGUGCUGAGGCGGCACCUCCUGGAGCUCACCCAGAGCUUUAUCGUCCCUUUGGUGAGGCCAGCACGGGGUGGGGGGCGGGGGGUGGGGGCGGGCUCUGGCCCGGACUCACUGCCCUCCCACCCCCAGGAGCACUACAUGGCCAGCCUCAUGCCGCUGCAGAAGGGCAUCGUGCCCUGGAAGACUCCUCCCCAGAUCCGCCCCUUCCGCCAGGAUGACUUCCUACACAGCCUGGAGCGCGCGGGGCCCCAGCUCACCUGUGUCCUCAAGGGUGACUGGCUGGGCCUCUACAGGCGGUUUUUCAAGUCCCCCCAUUUUGACGGGUGGUACCGGCAGCGUCACAGGGAGAUGACCCAGAAGCUGGAGGCCCUUCACCUCGAGGCCAUCUGUGAGGCGGUGAGGGGGGGCUGGGGUGGGGGGUCUUGGAGGGGAGGCCAUGGCCAGAACUGGGGGGACCUUGGAGACAGACAGCCUGUCGUCCGCACAGAACAUCGAGAUCUGGAUGAAGGACAAGUCCGAGGUGGAGGUCGUGGAUCUGAUCCUGAAACUUCAGGAGAGACUGGUUCGGGCACAGGGCCACCAGCUGCCCGUGAAGGAGGCAACACUGACGCGGGCACGGCUGUACAUCGACACGGCCAUCGGCUCCCUGCCCAAGGACCUGCAGGCCGUCCUGUGCCCUCCCUAGGACGGUGCCCGUGGGCCGUGGCCAGGGUGUGGCCGAGCUGCUGCCCUCCCCCGCCCUCCCCGACAAGCUCCCUGCUGCCCGCCACCUGGCACCGCUGUCAUCCAGCAGUAAAGAUGGCAUCUGGAACCGCAGCCUGGACCCUGACUGUUGGCGGCUCCUGUGCUCACCCCACCCUGGGCCCCACCUGCCCGCUCUGAGGUCUUAGGCGAGUGGGGUGGCGGCACGCUGUGAGCCCUGGCUGAUCUGAUCUGGGCCAAGGCCACCCACCCCCUCCAGACGCCCAUCUGCCCGCACCCUGCAGGCCUGGGCAUUGCCUUUGAUGCGCCCCUUAGACCCACCAGGACGCCGGCUCAGGACAGGAGACAGAAGGAGGUGGCUGCCGGGCAGACGCCUCCCUCACACAGGCGCCCCCCCCCCACCUUCUUGCCUGGAGGGGAAUCUCGCCUCCAGUCCUCGCCUGGGGGGGGAGGAGCCGCUUCGCCCGGAGGAGUGCUGCCCUGUGGGUUCCACUCGAGGGACACCCUGCUGGGCACCCCUCCGGCGCUCGGCCCUGCCCACCCCAGGCUCACAGGCGCUCCAGUGGCCCCCCGUGUGUCCAUCGGCCCCCGCAGGCAAAAGAGGGUCUUGAACUCUAGCUAGACCUGGCCCCUGCAGCUAGAGCCCUCCCCAGCCUCCAGAGUUUCAGGGCCCCAGGCUCCUUGACAAGGAGUGAAAGGCACCCCGAAGUCCCACGCCCCCGUGGGACACGGUGGAGCACUGGACCCAGGCCCGACCAGUGCUGUCAGCUGCGCCCAGAGGGAAGCUUGGUCAGCCGGGGCAGGCAGGGGCGGGGCGAGGCCUGGACCCAGAGUCCCAGGCCUUCGGGAGGACCCAGACUCCCAGCAAAGCAGCCCGAGGCUGCACGGGAGAGGCUCCCUGAGGGAGAGGCUCCCUGAGGGCCAUGGGGUGCGGCCCAGCGGGGGGGUUGGGCGCGGGGGGCUCCUGUCUCCUCUGGAGCACCCGCCCCCAGGGCUGGGCUGCACCACUGCUCCCCAGCAGGGGAGAGGGUGGCGCCCCCAGAUGGCAGAGGCACUGGUCUCAGAACCGCUGAUGUCCGCUUGUUCCCCCUGAGCACCACCUCUGGCAGCCUGGCGUGUGGCUGCAGGUGGAAGAGAGUGAGGCCUUCAAGAGAGGGGGACCUCGUGGAUGCAAUGCCCCUGCAGCCCGCCGGCUCUGGGCCAGGGCGGCCAGGCUCGGGGUGCGCCCCGCCAUCACUGCGGCACGUUGCCCAGUCUCCUCCCUCUGUUUUCGGAAGGUGAUGGCAUGUGCUGGAGGGCAGCCUCAACCAUGGUCCUCCCAGGGCUGGGCUGCGAGGGCGCGCCGGGGUAUCCUUGACCCCCCAGACUUCUGCCUCCAGCAGUCCCGGCAGGCACCACCAGAUGCCCCUGGAUGCCGGCGCCCUUCCUCCGGCACCACUUGAUUCCGCGCCACGGCCCCUCAGCAGCUUGUCCCCCUGGUGGGGGGUGCGGGGGAGGGCUGCCUGGCAGGGUGGGCAUCACUGCCCAGGGCGGGCUCCAACGCUGACGGCCUCUGGGCAGAGCACAGCCUGGCAUGGGGUCCUGCCAGCUCCAUCCUCCCCCCCGGAAGCUCCCUGGUUCUCUCAGGAUCAGGUCAGCUCUGGCUGGGCUGAGCCUCUGUCCCUCCCCAGGGCCAGGGACGGACGGUGAGGAGGGAGGAAAGGUCAGCAGGGUCAAAAGAGGCCAACGCACCACCGACCAGGGCCCUGUGCACAGCCAGGCCUGGAGGGCAGGAAGCAGUGGUCCACGGGGGCUCCGCGGUCAGCCAGUGUGGGAGGCCAUCUGCUUCAGGAGGUUGUGUGUGGGUCUGGAGUGGUGGCCAGGGAUGGGCGUGGGACGACAGUGGGCUGAUCCAGGGACAGGAAGGACAGUCUUCACCCCCAAGCUUCCUGCAGGCUAUUUAAAGCCUCCCUUUUAGUCUGGGAUGGGGGCCUUCCCACAUCUUUGGUAUUAAAGUGUCUGUCUGUGAUACAA
Molecule: messenger RNA, 4050 nt
Organism: Cervus elaphus (red deer)
Lineage: Eukaryota; Metazoa; Chordata; Mammalia; Artiodactyla; Cervidae
Gene: DENND6B
Product: DENN domain containing 6B
Exons: 18
Coding region: 112-2217 (701 amino acids)
Cellular component (GO): recycling endosome
Molecular function (GO): guanyl-nucleotide exchange factor activity
Source: RefSeq, a predicted model, not a curated record